This is a messenger RNA of Mugil cephalus (flathead mullet), 1116 nucleotides long. RefSeq names its product cancer-associated gene 1 protein homolog. NCBI's taxonomy places the organism in Eukaryota, Metazoa, Chordata, Actinopteri, Mugiliformes, Mugilidae. The transcript is spliced from 2 exons. The record is from RefSeq and is a predicted model, not a curated record. The coding region runs from base 176 to 814 and encodes 212 amino acids.
AUGACCUCUAUACUGUCAGCAGCAGAGUGACUGUGAACAAGAGACACAACAAUAGCUUCACCUGUAGAGUCCAACAGAACAACAUCCACCAGACAAGAGAGGCUCACAUACAUGUUCCAGGUAGAACACGGCUGCUGGUGUUUAGAAGAACAAUGUUAUAAACUGUGAUGUUUUAAUGUAUCUGUGUUUCAUUGUUGCAGGUGAUGUGUUUGUUUCUGGUAACAGUCCUGUUGGUCACAUCACCAUCAGCUUGGUGGUGAUAUUCAUUGUUAUUGUUGCACUUGUCUUCUUGGUGGUGAAAUGUCGCAGACAUAGAAGAACUUCAAGGAAGCAUGAAAAACUUAACUUGGUCAUGGAGGAAGAAAGAGAAAUGGUGAAGGACACAGGAGAGAGUCUGAACAUCAGGGACCUGGAUGAGAAAGAAACAGACCUCAAUAAAAAGUUAAAAGAUCUAGAGGAAGAAUAUAUAUAUGUGGCAGACAUGGUUAAAUUAUUUGAAGACAAAAAGAAGGAUGCGGAGAAUCGAAUGGUCGACGUAAAACAAAACAGAGAUAAAUAUCAACGUGAGCUGGAAGCAAAACAAAAACAAGGUGAAAAACACUCAGACAUAUCAAAGCUUGAAACAAGGAAGCAAGAUAUUGAGAAAGCAUUAGGAAAACAUGAGUACGAUCAUAAGCAGGCAGUAUAUAUGAUUAAUCUGCUGAUAGAGAGGAAGAAAGUCUUGGAUGACGACAGGAAGAAGAUUAAUGAACAGCUGAAGGAGAUAAAGAAGAAGAGAGAUGAAGGUCAAACAAUGAUCAGUUCAGACCAGUAAUUUAAAGGAACUUUUUACUUGAAUCUGUCUCUACAGAGUGAAAUGUUUAGAAGAAGAUCUUGGUUCAGUAUUAGGCAGAACAUUUAUUAAUGAAAAGUAAUGAGAGGUGAACAGUUGGUGAAUGAAUGAACGACAACAAUAAACAUGUUGAAUUUACUUUUACUUUUAAAUGUUAUGUUAUUCUUUGUUGUCAUAUUUGUGUUUGUCAGUUUAUUAGGUACACACAUUAAAUUUCACUGAAAUAAAGACAGAACAAAGUGUUUGAACUGUUCCACUCUAAUAAAAUAAUCACAUAUGUUGAA